Poecile atricapillus (Black-capped chickadee) is the source of this 729-nucleotide messenger RNA. Its product is annotated as POLG alternative reading frame-like. The record is from RefSeq and is a predicted model, not a curated record. The transcript has 2 exons. Lineage: Eukaryota; Metazoa; Chordata; Aves; Passeriformes; Paridae. The coding region runs from base 1 to 729 and encodes 242 amino acids.
AUGAUGAAUUUAUCUUGGCUCCAGAUAUCUGUCAGUGUCCUCCUAUUAGGUUUUUCCUCUUUCUUCAGUUCUUGGACCAGUGAAGAUUUCAUCCCAGAGGCUGCAGACUGGGCUGAGUCUUACGGAGGGAAGCGAGGCAAAGGCGGGUGUGUCACAUCUGUGGAUGAAGCAGCGUGGCCACGCUAUGGCCAGCGCAGGGCAGCGGGCGCGGGGUGCACCCGCGGGGCGGGCUCCCUGCGGGUCGGGCGGGCUCCCUGCGGGUCGGGCGGGCUCCCUGCGGGCCGGGCGGGCUCCCUGCGGGCCGGGCGGGCAGCUCCCGCUGCGCUCCCUGCGCUCUUUGCGCUUCGCCCUCUGUGCUCCUUGCGCUGCGCUCGCUGCACUGCACUCCCUUCUCUUCCUGCGCUGCGCUCCAGGCGCGGCCCCGCGGGGCUGGCAGCGCGCUCCGAGCCUCGCGUGAGCGGCACGUGCGGGACACGUCGAGGCCGAGCCACGCGGGCCGCGCCGCCCCCUGGCGGCCUCAACAGGGCCGCUCCCGCCGCUGGCCCGGGCCGGGCCCGAGCGCUUCGCACCGGAGCUGGGCCUCCCGCACCUCCCGGGCCGGAGCUGGGCCUCUCGCACCGCCCGGGCCGGAGCUGGGCGUCCCGCACCUCCCGGGCCGGAGCUGGGCCUUCCGCACCGCCCGGGCCGGAGCUGGGCCUCCCGCACCUCCCGGGCCGGAGCUGGGCCUAG